UUCCUCUUCCCAAUCAAAAACCUUUGCCACCACACUCGUACGUUCCACGCGCUUCAACACUCGCGACCAAUCCUCCUCUUCUCCGAUCAUCAUCUAAUCGGUUUCCUUCUCCGAUCGCCGUGGGAACGAUUCCCAACUCUCUUAGGGUUUUUGGGUGAAAUUGAUUCCUUUUGUCCUCUCGUUCCAAAAGCGGAAAGAUCGUUGUAUAACUACGAAUAUGGUUGAGAGUAGUAGUAGUAACAAGAGAAGGAAGAUAACCAUUAGCGAAGGCGACAUCGCCUCGCUUUUGCAGAGAUAUGAUGCGAAGACGAUACUGAGGCUGUUACAAGAGAUGGCCUUUUAUUCCGAUGUCGAGAAGAUGGAUUGGAAUGAGAUGGUGAGGAAGACCACCACUGGGAUUACUAAUGCUAGGGAGUAUCAGAUGCUGUGGAGACACCUUUCGUAUCGUGAUCCUCUUCUCCAUGUGGUUGAAGAUGAUGCUCACCCUCUGGACGAUGAUAGUGAUAUGGAGUGUGAGUUGGAAGCUUCUCCAGAAGUCAGCGUUGAAGCAUCAGUGGAGGCUGUUGCACAUGUCAAAGUGAUUGCUGCUUCGUAUGUGCCAAGGAAUUCUGAUAUACUGGACGAAGCAACAUCUGAGGCUCCCUUGACAAUAAACAUACCGUAUGCUCUCCCUGAGGGAACUCAGGAACCAUCAGAGUCUCCUUGGUUGUCAAGAGGGAUGAAUAUCACCUUUCCUGUUUGUCUUCAGAAAGUUACGUCUACCGAGGGGAUAAUAAAUGGAAAUGUUUCAGCUAGUAGUAGUAGCAUGCCUUCACAACGGAAGACAAGGCAGAAAUGGUCUGCCGAGGAGGAUGCCGACCUGAUUGCAGCUGUGAAGCAGUUUGGUGAAGGCAACUGGGCUCAUAUUGCUAGAGGAGAGUUUAGAGGAAGGAGGACCGCCUCCCAACUCUCUCAGAGGUGGCCGCAUCUAAGAAGAAGGUAUGAUCCUUCGACCUCUGCUAGCCAAUCGCAGAUAGCAGUAAACCAUGCGUUAUCUUUAGCUCUGGGAAAUCGACCCCCGUCAAAAAAAGUUGCAGUAGGAACUCAAGGCAGUGGAGGCCGUUCUUCUCAAGGUCAACAACAGUCCAAACCAGGUUUUGUUCAAACAUUGUCUCGGGCAGAAACAUCAGGUCCAGCUUCAAAAUCUCAAGUUGGUGUUAAUAAAACAACGGCAAGGUCCACUUCCAGAUCGGAUUUAAUGGUAACAGCUAAUUCAGCAGCUGCUGCAGCAUGCAUGGGUGUCGUAUUGACUGCCCCAUCAGCACCAAAGGUCGAAGUAUGUGUGCCUCGUCCCUCAGGUAGCCUCGUUAUGCCAAAGGUUGAGCCAGGAAAGACUGUUGCCGCUUCUAGUAUUACUAAAGCGGUUGGACCUGCGAGUACCCGGCCUCUAGCUAAUGGAAACUUGAAACCUGUGACGCCUUCACCAUCUUCUAUCAAACCUCCUCCUCCUCUCGUGGGUUCUCGUUCGGAAGGAUUUACAAUGUUUUCUGCUUCUACGCAGUUGGCUACUGCAUCGAAGAUCGUCUCCAAUCAGAGAGUUGUUUCAGCCUCUGUACCAGCAACUGUAUUACCUCUAAAGCCAACUGCAGAGACUGUCAUUUGCAAACCAGAUGGUGGACACAAAGAGCAAGCUAGAGGAGAUGGAGCAAGCUCAGUGGUUGCCAUCCAGUCAAAUAAGAUGACCUCAACAAACUCGGAGAUUAGCAGGGGAAAGCAGGCUGCUACACACACUCAGACUGCAGUUCUCGGUGCUGCUAAUCAAAGUUUGGUGGAUAAAACUGCAGUGCCAUCCAACAGUGGAGCUGGUUCUGAAUCUAAAUCAAAAUGUGAAGUAAACAACAAGGUCGGUGGUUCGGUAGUCACAGUGAGUAAAGCAUGCGGAAAGCCCGCAGAGGUUGCUGCAACUGUGAGAGGAACCGGACAGGGUGUUUAGUUCUUUGACAGAAACAUCUUAUGCUUUUAUUUUUGAAUUUUUAGUUUUUAUUAGGAGACUUGAAAGAAAGAUUUUAUGUAAAGUAGGCCUUCCCCAGUACAUGGUACUAAUUAAUAAUACAAAUCUCAUA
Molecule: messenger RNA, 2102 nt
Organism: Brassica napus (rape)
Lineage: Eukaryota; Viridiplantae; Streptophyta; Magnoliopsida; Brassicales; Brassicaceae
Exons: 6
Coding region: 218-1972 (584 amino acids)
Source: RefSeq, a predicted model, not a curated record